Megachile rotundata (alfalfa leafcutting bee) is the source of this 2670-nucleotide messenger RNA. RefSeq names its product galactose mutarotase. The record is from RefSeq and is a predicted model, not a curated record. Gene Ontology annotation, biological process: glucose metabolic process; beta-D-galactose catabolic process via UDP-galactose, Leloir pathway. Gene Ontology annotation, molecular function: carbohydrate binding; aldose 1-epimerase activity. NCBI's taxonomy places the organism in Eukaryota, Metazoa, Arthropoda, Insecta, Hymenoptera, Megachilidae.
UUCUCCAUUCGUCGCCGCUCGGCUCGUCGACAUUAAGAUAAUUACUUUCCAGCAGGACGUGCGCGCUUAUUGUUGCCGUUACCGCGGCAGAAUGGCAUUAUGCAUUGUCGGCAAGAAAGCUGUAGGGGUGUGUGUAGGGAGUUGGAGGGAGUUGACGUUGCGCGAGGUGCGACAGCAACUGUAGGGGUGGGUGGCACCCACUCCGUACAGUGGCUAACAAAAGUUUCUCCUUAAAAUUCUAACUAGGACUUUUAUUAAAGUAACUUGUAGAAACAUCUGGGCUUAGGGAUGACUGGUGUUCAACUUCAUAUAGCAAGAACUUAGUUGGUAUGCUAGCACAAGAGUUUUAUAGACUACCUUCGAAUUUCGGUUGAAUUAUUUUUUGGAGUCUUCGGAAUUUACCUUACUAACCAACAGAAAGUUAUUUCUCGGAAUUUUGUUUUCAUACCCAGGUUACCUGUGAAUUUUUCUAGACUUUAGAAGAGUAAAAAAAUGAAUUUGACCGGAAACUUUUGGCAACCACUGUAUGCCUUAGCCCGUGGGUGGAGCAUCAUUCCGUCAGUUCCAUGUUUCGCCAUUGAAACUAGCGAGCUUCCUCGAGGAACACAGUGAGAGGGUGGGCAUCCAUCGAUGUAUCCAACGGCUUUCUCCCGGGCCGACGCCAUUAAUGUAAUUAUUUCCAGCGAGUGUUUCACAGCCUGGAGAACGCUUCGCGAGAAUUGAGACUGAUCAGCCGACCGGGCCUGCUACCGAGAAAGAAAAUCCGCGUCCUCGAGGGAUACCCUUCGCGGUUCUCCUCCAUUCUUCCUUCCACCCUUUACUCUUUUGCCCGUCGCUCUUCUUCUUCGCGUUCGACGCUCGCGUGCUUCUCCGGGAUCGCUCGUCACGGCGGCGUCGAAGCGUUAAAACGAGACUCGCUUGUCGGAUUUGUGUCGCUCGCUUGCUACCGCGAUAAUACCCUGAUUUCUCGUAAUGGCUUUUGCUCGCGGUCUGUUGCCUUUCGAUUCUUGUUUUUCCUCUUGCAGAAACGUGCUCUGACAGUUCGCAAACUUUCCAUUUUCUCAAACGAGUAUUCGGAGUUACACUCGUUACAUUGCCGUGUUAGCCACGCGUUAUAUUACCCAUGCGUUAAGUUCCGCACAUAUUUCUUAAGUACGCUUAUUGUCUUUGCUAAGCAUUGUAUUUUUACCACUCGUAAAAAGAACCGAAUCGUAAAUCCCUCCUUCGGAAAUCGAUUGUUCACCGUGCACGGUCGAUUUCUUUCGACGAGAAGUUGGCUCCCGUACCAGUUCGGAACAGGUACGUUUCGUAACCUCGGCGGAAAAAUUCUCGUGGAAACAUUUCGGUGAAUGGCCGGAAAUUCGGUGAGAUAGACAUGCAAGAAAGCUAAAUUCGCCGUGAAGAAUUAAAUCGUUCGGAAAAGGGAGCGGGGUAAAUUUGCUGUUCACGUUGCAUCAUGUCCGUGGCGGGUACGUUCAUCGAGGAGGAUGGUUUCGGAUUUGUACCCAGACCGGAUCGCAAUGCACAAAAUAGACCGUUCGAGAUCGUCAGGAGGUAAAUUGCGGACGCUAUUGAAUACCGUAAAGAAAGCAAAUAUUUCCCUAGCGAAGCAUAAUCGAUAUUUGAACGUUUCGUUACAUGCUCGACUAGAUACACGAUGACCAAUAGACACAGAGCAUCGGUUCAAUUAAUAUCUUGGGGCGCUGGUAUUCAGUCCAUCAAGGUUCCAAACAGGUUCGGAAUUUUGGGCGACGUUGUGUUAGGAUUCGACGACAUGAGCGGUUAUCUGGAGCACAGGUACAUGGGAAGUAUAAUCGGACGAGUGGUGAAUCGAAUAUCGAACGCGAGGGCGAAGAUCGAAAACAGGGUUCACUCCCUAUCGAUCAACGACAGGGAUUGCGCCAGUCAUUUCAAUGGAGGUUUCCUGGGCUUCGACAAUGUUAAUUGGAAUUCUUACAUAAUGAAGAAACACGUGGUGCGAGAAUCGUCGUGGAAGUAGUUCGACAUUUGAUUAUAGAAGUAUGUCCCGAACAGGUGAUGUCGUAUUUGAGUCCAGCAAAUAGCGAAGGAUAUCCAGGAAAUAUGUUAACGCAGAUUAAGUACUCUUGGACGGAUAAUAAUCAUCUUCGAGUUAACAUUCGAGCCACUGCCACACAAUCGACACCUGUUAAUAUCACUGCUAAUUGUUUGAUGAAUCUUGCUGGACACGUAAGAUGAUUUCAGACCGUCACUUUGUCUCAAUAAGGAACUAGAUGAAAUCUCAAGCAAUCUUCGUCAUAGGCAACUGGUCCAGACGAAUUAAAAAGGCACAUAGUCUCCCUGAACGCCGCAAGUUGGACGUUCGCGGAUAUCAAAGACAACUAUUUGCCUACGGGUGCUAUACAUUCGGUUGAUCGAACAGUCUACGAUCUACGUUUACCGACACGGCUCACCAGGAAGAAGCUUUACUGUGUACCAGGAGGCGGUUAUAACCAGAACCUCUGCAUAACCAGCCCCAGUUGCUGGGUCUACCGAUUUCACGCUAGGUAAGCCAACCCGAAUGCGAGAAUAUUUUUGUUGGAAAAUUUUCCGAACUCUGCAUCCAGGGUUUUGCAUCCCAAUUCGGGGAGAACUAUGGAGAUAUACUCGAACCAACCUGGCUUGCAAUUCUCCACUGGAAACGAUCUACCA